GUGGCAGCAGCCCCAGCAGCAGCAGAAGCAGCGGAAUCAACAUUUUAGCAAAAAAGUUGACGCCAUAGCCCAUAGCCAGACAAAAUCCAAGGUUCCUGCUGCCCCCUGCCCAGUGGAUGUGGAUUGGAUAACAAUAAAUAGGAUCGCGGGACAAUAUAGUAGUAGCCUUUCAAAUACAGUUCCAAUCCGCAGCAAGGCCAAAGCAGCAUGUCCUACUAACGGUUAAGGGGAAAGAGAGACAGAAAGAGAGAGGGGAGAAGAGAAUUACGGCAAGGCACGAUGGCUUCUGGCGAUGGCGACACCAUCAACACCAUCGACAUGGACAGCUCCUCCACAUCGCAGGCGAAACCAGUGGAUCCGAGCAAUGCCUCCAACGACCAUGUGGGUAACUCAUCACCCGAGUUGGGCAGCCGACCCUUGCGCACAGCCAACAACAACAACAAGGCGGACAAGGAGCGAAAGCUUGGGCACAGACGCGUUGGCGAGGGCGGCGAGAUCACGUACAAAAAAAUACAGACAUCGCAGAUUAUGGGCUCCAUACAACUGGGCAUCCAGCACACCGUCGGCAGCCUGGCAUCGAAGCCCAAGCGGGAUCUGCUAAUGAUGGACUUCUGGGAGAUCGAGAGCAUCACCUUUCCGCCAGAGGGUUCCAGCCUUACACCUGCCCACCACUACAGUGAAUUCAGAUAUAAGAUCUACGCACCCAUUGCAUUCCGUUACUUUCGGGAUCUGUUUGGCAUCCAACCAGACGACUUUAUGAUGUCCAUGUGCACUUCUCCGCUGCGAGAACUGUCGAAUCCUGGCGCUUCCGGCUCUAUAUUCUACCUGACGACCGACGACGAGUUCAUCAUCAAGACGGUGCAACACAAGGAGGGCGAAUUCCUACAGAAACUACUGCCUGGUUACUAUAUGAAUCUGAAUCAAAAUCCGCGCACGCUCUUGCCAAAGUUCUUCGGACUGUACUGCCUGCAGACGAGCAAUGCCAAAAACAUUCGCCUGGUGGUCAUGAACAAUCUGCUGCCGUCGUCGGUGAGGAUGCAUCUGAAGUACGACCUGAAGGGGUCGACGUUCAAGCGCAAGGCGAACAAGGCGGAGCGGUCCAAGAAGUCGCCCACCUACAAGGACCUCGACUUCAUGGAGCAGCAUCCCAACGGGAUUUUCCUGGAGGCCGAGACCUAUUCGGCGCUGAUCAAGACCAUUCAGCGGGACUGCACGGUGCUGGAGUCCUUCAAGAUCAUGGACUACUCGCUGCUCCUGGGCGUGCACAACCUGGACGUGGCGCUAAGGGAGAAACUGAGCGAGAGCAGAAAGCCUCUGAGGGCGCCACUGGCCGAGGACUCGGACGGGGAUGUGGACGAUCCGCUGGACGGCCAGGAUGGGGAUGGCAAGGACCGCGACACGGCCACGGGCAUCAGUCGGAACAAUGCGGCAUACAGAUCGGUCAAUCGGCAGCGUCUGGUGGCUCAUUCCACGGCCAUGGAGAGCAUUCAGGCGGAGAGCGAACCCAUCGAUGACGAGGAAGAUGUUCCGCCUGGUGGCAUUCCGGCGCGCAGCGAAAAGGGCGAACGCCUUCUGCUCUACAUCGGAAUCAUCGACAUUCUGCAAUCCUACAGGCUGAAGAAGAAGCUGGAGCACACAUUCAAAAGCAUCAUACAUGAUGGGGAAACCGUAUCGGUCUGCCGUCCCUCGUUCUAUGCUCAAAGAUUCCAAAACUUCAUGGCCAAGACCGUGUUCCGCAAGAUACCCUCCCUGGAUCUCCCCGAAAUCAAAGGGAAUCACAGAAAAUUUCGUACCUUGGUAACCAGUUAUAUAGCAUGUCUCUCAAUGUCUCAGUCACCGCUUAAGCAUUCGCCCUCGAAGAGAAAAAGCCUCUCCAAGGCCAUACAGCGCUCCAUUGACAGCGACAUCGAGGCUUCCACCAGGCCUAUGCAUGCCUCGCACUCCCACAGCAGUGGCAAGAUCCACCAGCCAGCCAAGCCGCCCACCACAGAGCCGACGCCAGGCAGCGCUUCAGCGGCAUCCGGAGCAGCUAGUGCCGGGCCAUCAUCCACGGCCAGUGGGAGUGGGUUUGGUGAGCGCGAGCGCGAGCGGAUGCCACCGCCCGUAAAGCAGCGGACUUCAGCAGGGGCUGGCAGCAAUCUGAAGGCUCGGGUGCCACCGCCAGUGCCCCCGCGGGGAUCUCCUCGUCGACGGGAUGGACAGGACCGCUCGACGCCAGGCACAACUCCAUCCUGCAGUUCGACUCCUCCCCCUGCCUUCGACGACAUCUCCGAGGACAGCUCGAACAAGAACAGCACAUCAUCGAUGGGGCGCAGGUCUCACCACCACCACCAUCACCACCAUCAUCAGCAGUCCCAGCAGCAGGCGUACUACCAGCAGCAGGCGCAGUACUUGGAUCGCAAAAUGAACAUCGGACCCGCCUAUCGAGGCUCCUACAAGGAGGAUAUCGUGAGCGUCUCUGAGGUGCAUCUGGACACGCUGCUGGCGGUGGACACAUCGUCGAGCAGCCAGUAUGGGUCUCGGGGCGGACUGGCAUGGACGCCGCCGGCAUCAGGUGAGGGCUCCACACCCACAUGGACAGAGGGCACACCCAGUUUUACGGACUCCAGUUCGAGUGGUGAUCUCGACAACUUCUCGCCCAUAAACUCAUCUAAAAUCGAUCGUCACAAGCCGACCGUGGAAGAUGCCAUCAACUCUCUGUCCUCGGGAAUGAUCAACUAACAUAGCAUGUUGUGGAUAUGGCAGCACACAGACAGACAAAACACCGAGAACCCAACCAGCCAAGCCUGCGACUCGAAUACAUCAUCAUUUGUUAUACCACCACCAGCCCACACACAAAAUGAUAAUGCAGGUGCAGGUGCAUGUGCAGAGGUGCGCCACACAGGAGGCACUUGUAUAGCUAGGAUAUAAUCAAAAGGCGCCCACGUACAACACACAUCCAUAUGUUUGAGGAAUAUACAUACAAAUCUAUGCGAAUACAGACAAACAAACCAGCAGAAGGCAGAAAUCAAUACUGCAAAUGAUAUUACAUACAUAUAUAUAUACAUACAAUACAUAUAACAGGAAGAGAAUCAAAUAAUACUGAGAUGAAUGCAAGCAACCAGUACCAGUACCAGUUCCAGUUCCAAUUCCCAUAAUCUCGUAAUCGUUAUAUUACGUUCCCUAGCUAUGCUCGUAUAUAUAGUAUGGUUGAAAGAGUUCGUUUACUCGUACAAUACACUGAAAUUAAAUUAAUAAACGUUUUUGCGAUACCUACCCUCGAUCUCCGACCUACAUACAUGCAUACUAUAUCCACAUACGUAUUAUGUAUACAGUAAACCUACCUACAAAUGUAUAAUCAGCAAUCGCGAUAUUACCAAUUACAAUAUUGUUGUAAAAUAUUUCAAUUUACAUACAUACAUGCCCCAGAAGAGAAAACCAAGAGCAAAAUUAUAUACAUAUUAUAUAUUCAUUUGUAUUCAUUAACGAUUUAAAUUAAUUGUAACCGUGCUUAGGUUUACUAAAGACAACCACAGACGGGGCGGGGAUACAGACGAGACAGCACAGGACAUAGUCGGACAGGAUUGAACGGGGGGAGGGGAGCAAACAGCAACAGCAACAGACGGACUGGACACGCGCGACAUACUUAUACUCCAAGGGACAGCAAAGAUGAAAGAAUUGAUUAUUUAUUAAUUAGUUGAAUGUUAUUUAACUUAUAUGCAUUAUUCUAAAGAUUACUGAAACCCAAAUUGUAAUUAAACAAUAAAUUAAAUUGCAAGGUUGAA
Molecule: messenger RNA, 3764 nt
Organism: Drosophila obscura
Lineage: Eukaryota; Metazoa; Arthropoda; Insecta; Diptera; Drosophilidae
Gene: PIP5K59B
Product: phosphatidylinositol 4-phosphate 5-kinase type-1 alpha
Exons: 17
Coding region: 280-2721 (813 amino acids)
Biological process (GO): phosphatidylinositol metabolic process
Molecular function (GO): phosphatidylinositol kinase activity
Source: RefSeq, a predicted model, not a curated record